UUCUCAUCAUCAACGUAAACAACUCUUUAAUUAAUUGUAUCUACAUCUUCAAUCAUUAUAAUAUAUAUACUUAAUUUCCAACAAUCUUUUUUUCACUUGAAAAAUGGCACAAUAUGGAGGUGAGCAAUACAUGAAGCAAGAGGGCCAAUACAAGACUAGUCCUACUGAUCACGAGUAUGGUCAUCAGAACCAACUUCACUCCAACACUGCUGCUGCUGGUCAUCAUGAAAUGGGAACCAACAUCCACUCAACAACCGCAGCCGCCCAUGGCGGCAUCGGAAAUACUACUGGAACCACCAUGGGGACUACUGGUCAUGGUUAUGAAGAAGGGAAGCAGCACGGUGGCAUCCUACACCGAACCGGGAGUGGCAGUUCCAGCUCUUCAGAGGAUGAUGGAGAGGGAGGAAGAAGGAAGAAGAAAGGUGUGAUGGAUAAGAUCAAGGAGAAGCUACCUGGCGGUGAACAUGGCGGCGUCGAUGAUCAAUACAAGAAUACUUCAGCCACUUCAACCACCAUAGGCGGCGGCGCUGGUGGAGGACAUGGAUAUGAAGGAGAGCAAGGACACGAGAAGAAGGGAUUGAUGGAUAAGAUUAAGGACAAGUUGCCAGGGGGUAACAAUAAUUAAUCAAUUAAUUACUUUGUAUACAUACAUACAUACACAUGCAUAUAUAUAGAUUAAUGUUACAUCGUGUAUGUGUAACUUAAUAUAUACUCAUAUAUAUGCAUGAUGAUAUGAUGCCAAAAUAACAAUAAUCUGCUUUUGGUUGGGUAUUUGAUAUACAAAGCAAAGCAGGGGUUGUAUAUUUUCGUUUUGUGUGUUUUGAGCGUGGUUUGUUUUAUUUUUAUAUAUACCAUCUUUUAUA
Erigeron canadensis is the source of this 863-nucleotide messenger RNA. RefSeq names its product dehydrin Xero 1-like. Lineage: Eukaryota; Viridiplantae; Streptophyta; Magnoliopsida; Asterales; Asteraceae. Gene Ontology annotation, biological process: response to water. The transcript has 2 exons. The record is from RefSeq and is a predicted model, not a curated record. The coding region runs from base 104 to 625 and encodes 173 amino acids.